This is a messenger RNA of Aphis gossypii (cotton aphid), 2004 nucleotides long. Its product is annotated as PIH1 domain-containing protein 1-like. The coding region runs from base 232 to 1125 and encodes 297 amino acids. NCBI's taxonomy places the organism in Eukaryota, Metazoa, Arthropoda, Insecta, Hemiptera, Aphididae. The transcript is spliced from 8 exons. Gene Ontology annotation, cellular component: R2TP complex; ribonucleoprotein complex; cytoplasm. The record is from RefSeq and is a predicted model, not a curated record. Gene Ontology annotation, biological process: box C/D snoRNP assembly; rRNA processing.
UCUAAUUUCUAUCUUCACGUCUCGAAGUUCAUGGAAUAUGGAUAUUUAUUAUUUAAAUAUUUAAUGUCUGUUUUGAAAGAGUUUAAAACUGAUUCAAUGAUUCAUAAUAUUCACUAAUUUGUCAUUUAGUUUAAUCAUUUUUUUCUGUUGGUUAAUUUGUGCUUUAUCGAUAUCCUAUUCGUAUUUUGUUAGUUGUUAUACUUUUUCAAACACAUCACAUUAAGUAAUAUUAUGUCGUCCAAAAACUUUUUAGACGUCGACGAGUCGAUUAUCGAAAAAAACCUUUUAAUUCAAAGCAACGAGGAACAAGAAUUCGAACAGUUUGUAAGUGGUUUCCUCAAUCCUGAAUCAGGCAAAUUGGUCAAACCAGCUCCAGGACUUUGUAUAAAAUUAUUUAAAACCGAUAAGUCAAAAGUAUUUAUAAAUCUCUGCCACCAUGCAGAGAUUCCACCUCCUGAUGAUAUUACAAGAGAAGAACUUGUAGAAGUUUUAGAUUCUAAAGAUCCUGAAAAAUUCUGUAUCCCGUUAAGUAUUGGUAUAGAACACUUAGAAACUGAUAAAUCUGAUGUACAAGUUCCUGUUUAUGAUGUAGCAGUAAAUUCAGAAUUUUUCAAUAAAUGUCAAAAUGAUGACUUGUUUCAAACAUUUAUUGUUUGUGCUACUAUUGAGGGAGUUGCUGAAAAAUUCAAAAUAGAUAUAAGCUCAGAAAAUCCAAUUUUGUUAAAGAAUAGAAAGUGCAUUGGAUCUUUGCAGCAACACAGAAUUCAACAACGACCUCCUAGACCAUCAAAAUUUAAAAAAAAACCUUUGAUUCAAGAAUUAAACUCAAAAGCAUCACUGUCUCAGUUAGACAUACAUGUCAAACCCGAGUAUAGAAUUUAUGUACAACCAGAAGAUAAUCCAAAAAAUAUAAUUUUAGAUGUUUGGAUGCCAGAUGUGCUCAGUUCACAAGAAAUUGAUUUAAAAUGUGGUGAAGAUUGUCUACUGUUAACUACGAACAAACAAACAAAAUAUGAGUUGGAUAUUUGUUUACCAUACACAAUUAAUCAAAAAAAUGUUAAUGUAACAUUUAAUACUUUAACUAAAAUUUUAUCAGUAAUAUCAACUAUUUUUUCUAGCAAUUGAUUCUCCUAUGUCAAGUGUGGUGAAGAGUACUCAUUGGACAAGUGUUCCGAUUACAAACUCUUAGCUGAAUGUGAAUUACGCUCAUAUAUUAUCCUAUAUAGGUUAUCCAGAUAGAUCAUGUUCAAAAAAGUUUGUCAAUACCGCUGAAAAACAUGAAAUGAGUUCCUUUCACUUCUAUAUGGCUAUUUGUGCAGAUUAACCAGUUAAAAUAUAUGAAACCCAAAUGACUUAACUAAAGAGUCACCUCAUAAACUAACAUUUACCGAUAACACAGUUAAAACGUGUUUAAAAUACCCCUUUUCCUGAGGCUAGCUGUAUUAUCAGAAUCUUAUAAAUUAUAACCAAACUUAAAUAAAAUUAUAAAAUUCGACAAAUUUGUCAAAUUGAUUUUACCUAAAGGUAUAUAGAAAUAUUUAUAGAAUUGAAUUUAUCUAUCACCUCUUUAUUACAAUUGCCAUUAAAACAAUUUGUUAUAUAUAUCGUAUUUCGUAUAAAAUUAUUAUUUAAAACAAUUUAUGUAAUAAUAAUUGGGUGUCACUAGAAUUAAAGUUCUGCAAAAAAAAAAUUGCCUACAUAAAAAAUGUGUUGUGUUAAUAAUAGUUUAAGAAAUGUUAUAAAAACGACUCAUAGGAAAAAAUAACUAAUAUUAUCACGUAAUAUUUACAAACUAACAUCAACAAUCAAAUAUUGUUUCAACUAUAAUACUUUUACUUAAUACUACUUAUUAGUAUACUACAUGUCACAAUUAUUAUAGAUAUGAAUCACUGUAAUUGUUAUAAUUAGAAGAAUAAUUAUUAUAAUUACCCAUACAUUUUCAAAAUUCAAGUAUUUUUUAGGUGUAGCAUAAUGGUAUAUCCUUAUUACCCCAAAAGAGUUAAU